UAGUGACGUCAUCUGACUGGUAGGAGUCAAGGCCACAGUGCAGCCCAGCAGCUGCCGCCAAAUAACCAGCUGGUGCUGGAGGCAUACCUCCAUGACGUCAUCCUUAGCAACGCUGCGGUAACUAAGGACGCUAUUUUAAACCAGUCUGCAUAAUCAUAAGAAGCUGGUAGCUUGCGUUCUCUUGACCACAAAUUAAUUGCGUAGGCCUAGCGAGGACAAUCAUCAACCAUGGGACCCAAGAAGAAAGGAAAAGGAAAAGGGGAUAAGCUAGCCAGAAUGACGGUGGAGCAAAGGCAGGCCUAUCUAGACAGGAAGGCUGCUCAGGAGGCAGAAGCCAUCAGGAGGCGAGAGGAACUUGUAGCUGGGUUCUUCAAGCUGAAACUUUCUGACGAGGAGAAGAAAGGCGGCGUGAAUGAAGCCAAGCUCAUGAGCAAAUGGCGGGAAGUUCUACGAGAGACGAAGACAACUUCUUUACGGAACAGUUUGAAGGAACUUCGAGCGAAGGUAGGCGAAGCCACCACGGCCCAGGACAACCUGAUCCAACUACUGGCAUCCCAGGUGGGUCAGGCCCACCACCAGAGGUCCACGGCUGCUCACAACCACCUCUCGGCCGUUCAUAAACUGACAGGGCUGCAUGAGGAGCACGUGGGCAUGCUCAGUCAUUAUCUCCGGCUGAGACAAGCGGGAAUCACACUGGCGAUGGCCGACGACACGGAAAAGCUGGCAGCUCGUCACCUGCACAGUCUCCGAAGUCUGGCCCUGGUGGCCAGUGCGACGCAGAGGGAACACGACCUCACAGAGAAGGAAGAGCUGGCUGCGUUUCAUACGACCAUGACGCACAUCACGACGCAGCUAGAAGAAGAACUCGCAGCUGCGAGGGCGGAGAGGGAAAAUACCAUGGAGGAAGCUUGGGCUCGGCUGGCGUUAUCAAUGAAAGACCAUGAAUUUCACACCGCAUCAUUAAGAGACUCUUGCGCUAAUCUGAACCAGAGGGUGGCCAACAAUCAGAAAAAUUUGAAGUCCAUUAAUCAGACGACCAAGGAAAUUCAGACAGAGCUAGACGAAUUACGCUCUCGCCUCAAGCAAGAUUCGUAUCGCCCAGACUCGGUGCAAGAACUCCAGCACCUGAAGUCUUCGCUGCAGGUGCUGAGAGCCUCUCUGGCCACUCAGCACGUGCACAGCAGAACCGUUAUCAAAGCUAUCAAUAAACGGGGGUAUGAUGCCAAAAAGCGCCUGGAGGAGAUGCAGAAGCAGGGACGAGCCAUCCUGGAACUGGCAUCCGCGUGUGCCCGGCUCGAGACGUCUCGGGACAGGAACGUGCCUUUCAUGCCCCAACCACCACGUCUCGAGUUCACUGCCGAAGCUUCAGACGACGGUUCACUGAGGACGCGGCUGGUGCCUGCUGCGCCUGACCCUGACCAAAUAACGGAGGGCACGCUGCAACCAAUCCCACCUCAGGAAUUUGAGACGCAGAUGGGUCUAGUAUCUUCUGCGGCAGACGAGGGCGUCGGUACUUCCAUCACCUCUUCAAAGACUCCUUCCUCAAAGCAGAGGGCACCUUUGCGUAAGAUCAGCAGCGUUCUAGAACUAGACGACGGAGUGGGGUCGUCGCUAGGACCACUCUCAGCAACUCCUACAGCGUCUGGUGCAUCUACGAGCGGUCUCACCUUGCCGAAACUCACUCCUGCUCCGCCUGCGAGAGGAGUCAGUGGGCGCGGGAAACUUGGGCGAGACAAACUGGCAAGGAUCAGCGAACUCUUGUAUCACGAGGAGGCAACUCAAGACGCACAGGAAGCCAUUCACGCCCCAGGAAGCUCUCCACAUCCUUUGCCCGAUUUCGUCCUACAGGAGGCCGAGUGCAUUCUGAAGACCCACGACGACCUGAGAAAUUUCUGGCACAAAUACCACCACGUUCAGCUGGAGCGCCUCGCCCUUCGCAACGAGACUGAAGUCCUGCGGCAGGAAAACAGGCACCUGAAGGGAAAGCUCAAGAAAUACUUCGUCUCCCUCGGAGUGACAGACGCGGCUCUCGGGCAGACGUCGGCGCCAGUGACGAUAUCACAUUUCACGAUCUCUUUCACGAACACCCCAAGGAGCAGGAGGAGGUCGCGAUCAGUCCCCACAAGCAGCCUUGGCCGAGCGGGAAGCCGUACGAUAACUUCAGCGGGAAGUGCCAUGAGAGAGCGCAGUCAAACCGCCACGCCCUCGGGCAGCAUGGGACGGGAAGGUGGCCAUACGAUCACAACUCACGAAGACGGCGCUUGGGGCUCUCCCCCUCCCCCACCGCCGGAAGUUCUGCCGAUCCAGGAGGCUAGGCACCUGGUCAGGAUCUCUGCCAUGCAUACAGCGCCAAGGAUACGGACUUGCUAAUGUGAUAAAUUUGCAUUUUUCAGAUGUUUCACAUACCUAUUGGCUGUGGAUGUUUUCACACAUAUAUAUUGGAAAUAUAAUCAUGCAAAAAAUGGUUACACUGCACACUUUGCCACAAACAUUUCGUGUACCAAAGAGGUUUUAAUAAUGGAAUAUAUUCACAAAAUUUUGUUGUUUAGAAUAAGAUUUAAAUGAUUAACCCUGCAUAAUCAACAAAACAGAAAUCGGAUACGAUUUCGAUUGCAAGUUAUGAGUGUAAAUAUAUAAGAUAACCUAUUUCAUAACUCUGCCCUUCAAAAGUGAAAUUCAGUAAGCUUUUAUGGAAUUUGCAGUAAGUCCCUUAGACAAUUUUCCCUUUUUUUUUCACACGGGGGAAAACCUAUCAUUCCCCCGACUUGUUGGCAGAGAUAAAUGCCUGUUAAUCGUAAUGUGAAAAGUCAUGUGCUUCAUACAGUUAGCAUUUAACGCUUUCAGUGAUUGAGAAUAAAUGGUCAAACAAAAGUACGAUUUAAAUUUUAAUUACGAGAUGUUAAAUUACUCUAGCUAUUUAGGGUUUGUAAAAGUUCUUCCUGUUAUUCUGUCAUUCUUUAAUUCCGGGAAUACUGGUUAUCUUCAUAGAUAAGUUAUGAUGAAUCUUUAAUAUGUGAUUUUUCGCUGUAAAAACAAGUAUUCAAAUGCACGUAGUAUGUUGAAGAGUCGUUCGCUAUUAAAAGAAAAAAAGA
This is a messenger RNA of Macrobrachium nipponense, 3092 nucleotides long. RefSeq names its product dynein regulatory complex subunit 2-like. The transcript has 13 exons. The coding region runs from base 229 to 2370 and encodes 713 amino acids. The record is from RefSeq and is a predicted model, not a curated record. Gene Ontology annotation, biological process: axonemal dynein complex assembly; cilium-dependent cell motility; regulation of cilium movement. Lineage: Eukaryota; Metazoa; Arthropoda; Malacostraca; Decapoda; Palaemonidae. Gene Ontology annotation, cellular component: axoneme; axonemal dynein complex.